GGUUGAGUUACUUGAAUAGUAGUUGCAGUAGAUACAACACGUUUCGAUCGCUUGUAGAACGAGCAUCGCAGUUAAAUGUAAUUGCUUAUUUAAAUUUUAAAAUACUUUUGAAAAUAAAAUCUCGGACUUAAAACUUGUACGGUUACAAUAUUUUUCUACUCACAACUCACAAGAUGCGAACCGCAAGAGAACUUACAAACAUGGGUAACAUGUUUGUGGGCAGACGUUCAAAAAAACGUUUUUGGAACCAUUUAUUUACUAAUGGACUAUGGCUGGCAAUAGUGAUUAUGUCGACGAUGACGGGCAGUGGUAUGACAGCAGCGGCCGGAUCGACUUCGACGACCGUACCUGAACAAACCACUGUCACUAUGCGGCCGAACGUGACCGCGGAUUGCGUGGCUCGAGACACGUGCACAAAAUGCACAGCCGCGGCCCCCGAUUGCAGCUGGUCGCUGGUGCGACAGUCAUGCAAUGACACGGCAGCGACGGAAAAACAACUGAUCGAAGACUCGGGCGACGACGGUCACCACCACCCACCGACUAAGGCGGUGCGCGAAGUCGGGUGGUGUCCGCGGUUCACGGUCAACUACCAGAAACAGACCAACUUGACCACGACGAACCGCAACGUGACCGUGAAGGUGUCUAACGACCCGACUGGCACGUUCAAAGUACUGCUCGAACGGGGAGGGGUAUAUUGCCACCUAAACGAGAUGAAGUACCCUGGCAAGGUGGAAAGUGGCGGGCGGCAGAUAGCGUGCGAGUCCAACUACUUGGAGUCCGUGAAUUCGUCGCUGUCAUCGAUGGUUUACUUCGCGAUCUCCAUGAACGGCGUCCCGUUGGCGUUCGACGACAAGAGUGACCACUACUUAGACUUCACGGUGCCCCGGAACGCGUGUGUCACCGACAACCACCUGGGGCCAAGUGACGAGUGCAAGGUGUGUCUUUGGGACGACAACGUGUACCGGUACUACUGCCAGUGGUGUCCCAAGAGCAACCCGUGUACCGGAUCGUACCAGCAAUGCGACGUCCGCCGGCUGGACGACCCUGGUCACGUAGUACCGAUGCAAGACGUUCUGAUCCAAUGUCCAGAGGUCCGGAUCGAGUCCAUCUCCCCACUGUACGGGUCGUGGGCCGGAGGAACGGAAAUACGAAUCGUCAUCAGCAAUCACCGGACGCUGGCCGAGAAUAAGGUGACCGUGAUCAAGGUGGCCGAUAGCCGAUGCCUGCUGCCCACCGUGUCCAUGGACGGUACGGCCGUCACGUGCACCAUUUCUCCGACCAACACGAGUGCACUGAACCAGGGCCCGGUGGAGGUGACGUAUAGGUCGGAGGAGAACAAGUUGCUACCCACGUUCACGCUCCGGUCCAACCAGAGUUUCUACUUCGUUGAGCCGGUAAUAACGAGCGUGUGGCCGUUGUGCGGCCCGACCACCGGUGGCACUAAGAUCACGAUCCGUGGCCGAUUCAUGGAUGCCGGCAACACUGUUCGUGUGUACAUUCGAGAAAACAUCACGUGCGCGGUGCAGUCACGGACCACAAACGAGGUGAUGUGCAUAACAGGUGCCAGCAACAGCACGGACACUAGUGCGGUCCGUAUCGAGUUCGACCACUACCUGAACAAGUACGUGCACGAUCCUCCAUUCGUAUACACGUCCACGCCGGCUUUGGACGGUGGCCAGACGUUCAGGGGCAUAGCGUCCGGUGGAACAAGGCUUCCAGUACUUGGCCAGAACUUUGCAUGCAUCCGUAACCCACUGGUGCACGUGUCAUACAAUGGAAUUCAGUACACGGGUGGGUGCGUGGUGGAAAAUAAUACGUACUUGCUGUGUACGGCGCCGACCAUCAACCGGCCCGCACCGCACCAGGUGACCGCGCUGAAGUUCGGGUUCCAGGCCGACUAUAACAACAGCAUCAUCAAAAUGGUGCCGCCGACCGGCACGCCCGACUACACGCUGUACCCGGACCCGGUGUACACGGACUUUGACACGGAUGGACGCACUGUUAACGUCUACGGCCUGAACAUGGACCAAGGUUACGACCACGAUGCUGACCUGACAGUCCUGUUCCACAACACAGGCGUACCGUGCAACGUCACGUCCGUGGAACAAGAUCGCAUCGUGUGCCGGCCGCCCAAACGGCUGUCGUUCAAGGACCACGGCGGUCGUUCAAGCGAAGACCAAAUGAUCGAUGACUACGAAGACGACGAAGACGAAUUGCCGGCGGUCCUGGUCAACGACGAGAUCAUCGUCACCGUUGGCAACCUGGUGUACGAGGUCAAGAGGAAGCCGCAGACGCGCCGGUACAGCAGCCCGCUGCGGGUCAAUACAAUAAUCUUCGGUGGCAUUGCGUUGGUGUCGCUCAUCAUCACGAUCGUGGCGGCCGUCGUGUACUGCAUGAAGAUCGCGAUGACCAUUUCCAACCAGCAGACGGAAAUGCGGUCGUUGUGCGAGCACCUCAACGGCGCCGACAUUGGAACCGGAACCGGAACCCAGACCGAUAGCAGAGAUGACGUCGAGUCGUCUAUGCCGCCGACCAAAGACAGAUCAUAGGAAAAUAAUAUCAAUUAUUAAUAUCAUCAUGCACGCCAUUCAUGAUGAAAUGGGUCACUUAUUCCCGUCAUUCUAUAUAUUAGGUACCUAUAUGUCAUGUAUAUAGGUAAUGCGUAGGUAAGAUGCGUGCGAGUUAAGUAUAUAGGUAUGAUAUUGGUAACCUUGCAUGAUCCCCGUCCAUAUCGUCGAUAACCAAAUAUUAAAUAUUAAAUAACAAAAAUCACUUCUGACUGUAAUUUAUAUACCUCCUACAAUCUACUAUUAGAUAUAUAUCGGAUAUAAUAUUAUAUGUAAAUAUAAUAAUUAUGUGAGUAGGUACUUAUAGGCAUGUAACAUAUUAACAUGAUUAUUAUUUAUUACGUAGGUACCUAUAAGCUGCAGCCUGCAAGGAUCGCCGCUGUAUAGAUAUAUUUAUGUAUAUUAUGAUAUAAUAUAAUAUGUUCUAAUGUUCUAUACUUCCAUAUAUUAUUAUUAUUAUUAUUAUGGAUUUUCAUAAUGUUCGUAAAAAGUAAAAAAUAAUAUUUUUAACGAUAUAAUAAUAUGAUGCGCAAUACCUCAUAUUUCGGGCAAACUGCGGAGUUAAUAUAAUUAUGCAGAAUUAAAUCUAUUGAUUGUUGUACAUAAUAUAUUUUAAUUUUAAUUUUGAAUAAUUAUUAUUGUUGGUGAUGGAUAAAUUAAACAAUGUUGAUACGA
Metopolophium dirhodum (rose-grain aphid) is the source of this 3242-nucleotide messenger RNA. RefSeq names its product plexin A3-like. Gene Ontology annotation, molecular function: semaphorin receptor activity. NCBI's taxonomy places the organism in Eukaryota, Metazoa, Arthropoda, Insecta, Hemiptera, Aphididae. Gene Ontology annotation, biological process: regulation of cell migration; regulation of cell shape; negative regulation of cell adhesion. The transcript has 3 exons. The record is from RefSeq and is a predicted model, not a curated record. Gene Ontology annotation, cellular component: semaphorin receptor complex. The coding region runs from base 174 to 2549 and encodes 791 amino acids.